Messenger RNA from Strongylocentrotus purpuratus (purple sea urchin), 1890 nucleotides. Its product is annotated as acetyl-coenzyme A transporter 1. Gene Ontology annotation, cellular component: membrane. NCBI's taxonomy places the organism in Eukaryota, Metazoa, Echinodermata, Echinoidea, Camarodonta, Strongylocentrotidae. Gene Ontology annotation, molecular function: acetyl-CoA transmembrane transporter activity. The coding region runs from base 140 to 1765 and encodes 541 amino acids. The transcript has 7 exons. The record is from RefSeq and is a predicted model, not a curated record.
UUUUGGCUUGUCAUAAUGCGCAACUUCCUAGGCUACGUGUAUUUAAAGUAAAGCCUCAGAAAUGAAUACCACCACAAAAUUGCUUCAAAUUGACUAGCCGUGAGUCCUGUCGAAGAGUACAUAAACAGUAGACUAUUGCAUGACCAGACAAGAAGUGAAGAUGAAAAGAGGGAAGGAUAGAAGAGGGGAUAAUAUGCAAGAGGUUGAUAACAGACCAACCCAUAUGAAAGAGGAUACAGACAUUCCAACUGAUCGAAAAGGACAGGAUUCUGAACAUGAUAAGAACCAUGCGGGGUGUAGUAACCUUGGACGGGAUCGAAACAGUAUCUUACUGCUUCUGCUGCUUUAUGUCCUGCAAGGGAUACCCCUUGGUCUUGCUGGGAGCAUCCCGCUCCUCCUGCAGAGCCGCAACAUCAGCUACAAGCAACAGGCCAUCUUUAGCUUCGUUUACUGGCCGUUCAGCAUCAAACUCCUUUGGGCGCCCAUCGUCGAUUCGGUGUUCGUGUCGCGGAUCGGCAGGCGCAAGUCAUGGCUGAUUCCGUGUCAGUACCUGAUUGGUCUCUUCAUGAUGAUACUGUCGGGUCAGGUCACGAGUCUCCUGGGUGACGACGGGCAAGAUCCGAACAUCCUUUUGCUGACUAGCCUCUUCUUCAUGCUCAACUUCCUGGCAGCGACGCAGGACAUCGCUGUGGAUGGCUGGGCCCUCACCAUGUUAUCUAAGAGUAAUGUAGGAUAUGCAUCAACAUGCAAUACCGUUGGUCAGACGGCAGGCUUCUUUAUUGGAAAUGUUAUCUUCAUUGCACUAGAGUCGGCUCAUUUCUGUAAUACUUAUUUACGAUGGGAGCCUCAAGAGCAGGGAAUUGUAACGUUAAAAGAAUUUUUAUUCUUUUGGGGUAUCGUCUUUUUCAUCACAACCACCAUCAUUGGCUUGUUGAAGCAUGAGGAGGAUAGCCAUGGCGACCAUGAGAUGGGUGUGGUCUCAGCGUAUAAACAAUUCUCCCAAAUCUUACGCCUUCCCAUUAUCAAGAAAUUUCUUGUCAUUGUCAUCACUUCUAAGAUGGGUUAUGCAGCAGCUGAUGCCAUCACAGGUCUGAAGCUGAUUGAGGCCGGGGUACCGCGGGAGGACAUGGCCCUCCUUGCUGUCCCCCUAGUACCCCUCCAGAUCAUCCUUCCUUGGGUCAUCAGCAAGUAUACAGCCGGGUCAAGACCACUCAAUAUCUACCUCCAAGCUAUGCCAUGGAGGUUGAUUAUGGGCAUUGAAUUUGCAGUGGUAGUUUGGAUAACACCAUCUUUCAGACUUGCGGAUGGAUCUUUCCCGACCUCUUAUCUUGCUUUGCUUUUAUUCAGUUAUGCUGUACAUCAGGUUGCCCUCUACAGCAUGUUUGUGUCCACGAUGGCCUUCAACGCCCGCGUCUCGGACCCUCUCAUGGGGGGUACCUACAUGACCCUGCUCAACACCGUCUCCAAUCUCGGGGGCAACUGGCCCGCCACGGUAGCGCUCUGGCUAGUUGACAGCCUCAGCUGGAAGUCGUGCCACGGGGGCACGGAGGAAGGGUUGGAUUGUGACACGAAAGCAGAAGCAGAGGUCUGCACGAAAGCAGAUGGGAAGUGCGUUACAGAUGUCGACGGAUACUACAUUGAAUCCGUCAUCUGCGUUAUAAUUGGAUUUGUGUGGUUAGGAAUCUGCGCUCGUAAGAUACGUAGGCUUCAAGAGCUCCCUCUAGACUCCUGGAGAUUACCAUCUUCGGGGUCGUCAAGAGACUGACUAGCACGGGCUCAUCAGGUAUGAGCCACCGUGGAUCACAUGGUUCGCGGUUCGAGUCCCACCGGGGCGUCAACGUCUUUUGGCAAGACAUUAAUCCACACUUGCCACUCUCCACCCAGGUGAGG